Molecule: messenger RNA, 6909 nt
Organism: Camellia sinensis
Lineage: Eukaryota; Viridiplantae; Streptophyta; Magnoliopsida; Ericales; Theaceae
Gene: MBD9
Product: methyl-CPG-binding domain 9
Cellular component (GO): nucleus
Molecular function (GO): protein binding; DNA binding
Source: RefSeq, a predicted model, not a curated record
GGGCAUAUCUCUUUCGUUUCCCCGUAUAUCGCAGUUGGCGGUUCAAAGCCAAAACAAAUCCAAAAAACUUCUCCCUACAAACGCUUCUCGAUACCCCAUCCCAUCCACCGCCUCACCAUUCUACACUUCCUAAAAAACCCAGACAUGUCCCCAACGCUACUAACACCACCCUCCCAAUCUCGACUCGGCUGAUGGACCUCGCGGAUUCGACUCACCACCAAGCUCGUUCCGCUUCCACCAUCAAUCUCAAUGCAAUCCCUUCGUCUUCCUCUUCCUCAGCCUAUUCCCUAUCCCCCGACGACUUCGCCGUCUUCCGAACCUUCCACGACCACCCGCCGUCGUCGUCCGGACCUCCGGCGCACGUUCCCGGUGAUGCUUCUGGUUCGGGAUGCGCCGCCUGUGGUCGGCCGGAGGUUGGAGGAGACGUGGUGGUGUGCGAUGGCUGCGAACGUGGUUUCCAUCUCGGUUGCGCCGGAAUGCGUGGGCGGCAGGUGGUGGUGCUGGACGAGUGGAUUUGCCGGGAAUGUGUGAGCGACGGAGUGCCGAUUAAUCGGUGGGCGUUGGGAUUGAAAUCUUCGCUUCACAGUGACGGUGAAGGCGACGGGAGUGAAGAGUUUUCAGAUUCGAGAAAUCAUGCUCCAGGUGAUAAUUCUUUUGGUGCUCCAGUGACGUACUCAAACUCAUUGUACGUGGGAAAGGGAUUUGGGUUUCAAAAAUCAUCUGGUAUUGUGACUCUUGGUGUCAAAGAUAUAUUGCAUCGCACAUAUUCUGUGGUUAGAGGUUUUGAGGAGGCAGAUAUGCAAUCCCUUUUAGGAAGUGUUAGGAGUAGUAAUCAUACAGCUACUAGACAAGCACCUCAGAAUCCAAAUGAGAUGCAUUUGCAGGCUCUUAACGAGUUUAUAUCUGAAAGGCAUGGUGUUCUAGAAGAAGGUUGGUGUGUGGAAUUCAAAAGAUCCAUGGGCAAUGGUGAGCUACAUGCUGUUUACUGUGCUCCAGAUGGGAAGACAUUUGAUUCGAUGCCUGAAGUUGCCUGUCAUCUGGGGUUGAUGUCUAAUAGCAAUUCUGAAGAACCCAAAAAUGGAUGUGCUUCAUUGCAGAGGUCGCAUUUAGCCAAAGGAAGAAAGUCUGCAGUACUGUCAAUGGCUAAUAGUCUGUCUGAAAAUAACAAAAUUUUGAGUGGAUUAGGCAAGGAUCUCUCAUCUGAUUUUAAUACUAUGGGUUGCGCAAGCAAAUUUGAAAAUAAUGUAGAAGUAGUGGGAGCUAUGCCAAAAGAAAUCAGUGGGACCGGGCCCCAACAAUUUAAUGAGGGACUUCCAGUUCAAUAUGGAGAUUUCUUUGUGCUUUCUUUGGGAAAAGUUGAUACUAAACUGUCUUAUCAUAAUGGCAACCAGAUCUGGCCCGUAGGCUAUAAAUCCUGUUGGCAUGAUAAAAUUACUGGUUCCAUUUUCAUUUGUGAUGUGUCAGAUGGUGGUGGUUCUGGACCUAUUUUUAAGGUCAGCAGGUGCUCGUGCUCUAUAAUGUCCAUGCCAAAUGGUUCAACUGUUCUCUUUACACCAAAUGUUGGGCAAUUGGUUUGUGAAAACAAAAAAAAUGAUUAUGAUGAAUAUUGCAGUGUUCAGAUUCUUCUCACAGAUGCUUCCUCUCCAAUGGAAAAUGAUAUUUUAUCAUGCCCUGGCAGUUCUUCCGACAAAUCUUUUAGUGUUCAGACAUCAAAUUGCUUGCUUCUUGGAUCUGAUCCCUUUAGUGAAGGAUUCAGGAAUGUUUUACCUAAUACUUCAGUUUUGAGUGAGGAAAUUGGUGAAUUUUCUGUUGAAGAGUCAUCUUCAUCUUCCGCAUGGAGAAUGGUGUCCAAGAAAUUCGUUGAUGCUUGCCGUCAGAUCUUUAUGCAGAGAGGCACUCUUAAGUUGUUCUGUGAGCAUGUUGAAAAUGGGACAUCCUUAACUUUCUGUGACCAUAUAGAUGAAAAGGAUGAAGGACAUACUUCUUUGGCCAGAUUUUUCGGUUCAUCAUGCUCCAUCAAAAUCCCAUCUGUUAUCCAGGAUGACUCUGAGCUUGACACUGUGUUUAAAGUAUUGGCGAAAUGGCUGGAUCAGGAUAGAUUUGGAUUAGAUGUUGAAUUUGUGCAAGAAAUUAUAGAACAGCUUCCUGGUGUUCCUGCCUGCUCACAGUAUGUAUUUUUAGCGGAAAGGAGUGGGCAUUCUUCGUUUGUAACGGUUGGAAAUGGGCUCCUACUGGUAAAGACAAAGGAUGGAAUACAAGCCAAGGAUGAAGAAGCAUUAGAUGGUUUAUUUAGAGGCUGCAGAAGAGCCCGGACAGAGAUGGUUGAAGACCCUGUGCUGGAGAGUCCUCACCCUCCUCCUGGGAAGCCUAUUUGCUCAAAGCUUCCCUCUGAGAUUGUUGGUGAUGUUCUUCAGGUGUGGGAGUUCCUGUGGCGUUUCUAUGAAGUUUUGGGCUUACAGAACUCUUUGUCAAUUGAAGAACUUGAAGAGGAACUCAUUUGUCCAUGGUUUGAUGGCCUUACUCUCCUAGAGAGAUUUGGUGAGAAAAUCCAAGAAAGUCAUGAUAUUAUUUCUCCUAGAACUGAUGGUUUAAGCGAGCCCAUUGUAACCUCGUGUGCUGAAUCUGGGUCUGCAGUGACCACAGAAACUUUGCGUACUUUGAUAGAAAUGCAAACAAAAGUAAUGAAGGAAACAACCCAGGCUAUAAGGGAAUCAGUUACUAAUAGCAGCUGCAUGGGUAUUGCUUUAGCUAAAACUUUUUGCUCGCUGUUGAAAGUUCUAGUAGGGGAGCUGCAGUCCAAGGUUGCUCCAGAAAUAGACUCAAAUUUUGAUUCUGGAGGGUCAAAGCUAAAACGAGGCAAAAAGAAGGCUAUGGACUGUUCAGUUUCUACGAAGGGAACAAAGCUGAAUACACUUCCUAUUAAUGAACUGACCUGGCCAGAAUUGGCUCGGAGAUAUAUUUUGGCUGUUUCAUCCAUGGAUGGCAAUGUUGACUCUCCAGGAAUAGUUGCCCAUGAAAGUGGCAAAGUGUUUUGUUGUUUGCAAGGCGAUGGUGGGGUGCUUUGUGGCUCACUCACUGGAGUGGUGGGGAUGGAAGCAGAUGCACUGUUGCUUGCACAGGCUGGGAAGAAAAUUUUUGGUUCUUUGAACAGAGAGAAUGAUAUGCUGAGUAUAGAUGAUAGGGGAUCUGAUGCAACUAGUGCUUGUGAAAGCUAUGCUAAUAUUCCAGAGUGGGUACAGUUGCUGGAACCUGUUAGAAAGUUGCCCACAAAUGUGGGAGCCCGAAUAAGGAAGUGUGUAUAUAGUGCUUUGGAGAAAGGUCCGCCAGAUUGGGCAAAGAAAAUAUUGGAGCAUUCAAUCAGCAAGGAAGUUUAUAAAGGAAAUGCUUCUGGACCGACAAAGAAAGCUGUACUUUCAGUCCUAGCAAAUGCGUACGGUGAAGGAAUGCAGCAAAAACCUGAUACGGAAAGAAACAAGAAGGAUUUUGUAUCUAUAUCUGACAUGAUCAUGAAACAAUGUCGUGUUGUACUACGUCGUGUGGUGGCUGCUGAUAAAGCAAAAAAUCUCAACUUGGUGGGGAGAAAUUUGAUGAGUUGUAGUGAUCGUGAUGAUAAAGGGAUCCUUGGAUCUCCAGCUAUGGUAUCACGUCCUUUGGAUUUCAGGACAAUUGAUUUGAGAUUGGCAGUUGGGGCCUACGGUGGAUCUCAUGAAGCUUUUUUUGAGGAUGUUCAAGAGUUAUGGACAAAUAUGCGAAUUGCUUUUGUUGAUGAGCCUGAUUUGAAUCAGUUGGUUGAGAUAUUAUCUUCUAAUUUCAAAGGAUUGUAUGAGAAAGAGGUUGUCUGCCUAUUUCAGAAAUUUGUGCGGUAUAACAAAUUAGGAUGCUUAACUGCAGAGUCAAAGAUUGAAAUAGAUGAUUUUCUUGUCUCUUUAAGUCAACUUCCCAAAGCCCCUUGGGAAGAGGGCGUUUGUAAAGUAUGUGGCAUUGAUAAAGAUGAUAAGAGUGUUCUGCUCUGUGAUACUUGUGAUGCAGAAUAUCAUACAUACUGCUUGCAUCCUCCACUUGCAAGGGUUCCCCAAGGAAACUGGUAUUGUCCUUCUUGUGUUGCCAACAAACAUAAUGUUCGAGAUGCAUUAGAAUGUACCCCGACCAUUUGUCAUAACAGGAGAAAAUACCAUCGAGAAGUCACCCAUGUUUACUUGGACAAGGUCAAGCAUUUGGCAUCUGUACUGGAAGAAAAGGAGUAUUGGGAGUUCAGUGUAGAUGAGAGAAUGUUCUUGCUUAAAUUUCUUUGUGAUGAGUUGUUGAACACGGAUCUUAUUCGUCAACAUCUUGAGGAUUGUGUGGAAUUGUCUGCUGAUUUGAAAAAAAAAUUGCGUUCUGUUUCAAUUGAAUGUGGAAACUUGAAGUACAAAGAACAAACCCUAGCUGCAAAAAUUGCAAAGAUGGAUAAAUGCCCAUCUUUCAGUAAUAAUUUGGAAAAGUCUGCUGGUAACAGCCUUACUACAGAACCUUUGGAUGCUGAAGAUCGAUAUAAAGAUGUCCAAGCAAUUGUGGAGGGCAGCCAGUUAUCUGGAUACUUUUCUUGCUGCACAAUUAACCUUGAGAGGGAUAAAUCCUUCAGACAGAAGGAAUUACUUCCAUCAAAUCUCCAACAAGAAAUCAAGGACUCUACUCUGCCUUUUCCCGAAGAUCUGCAAGGAAUUCACUCUCCGUUGAACAUGAGGAGCUCCCUAAUAGUUGAGCACAAGCCCUCCCCAACUUUGAGUAAGUUACAAACCGACAGCCUUGAGUUGAAUUCAGUCAGGAAUCAGAUUUCACUUCUGCAGGAAUCCAUUUGCAGCAUGGAAAUGCAACUGAUGAAGAUAUCUGUGCGGAGGGAAUUUUUGGGUUGUGACUCAGCAGGCAGGUUGUACUGGGUCUUGGCCAAGCUGGGUAGACAUCCGUGGGUGAUUGUUAACACUCUGAACAGUGGGGAGAUGACACUGCAGCAGGGAGUGAAAAUAUCAUCUGGUUCUAGAGGUUCCUUUCCAUAUGUGCAUGAGCUCAAUGAUGUUAAUACCCUUUGUUUUCCAUGGGUCUCUUACCAAUCUGAAGCAGAAAUUAAAGAACUUGCUGGAUUUUUGAGAGAUGAUGACACAAAAGAAAGAGAACUGAAAGAAUCCAUUGUGCACUUGUUGAAACUAAAAUACCAAGAUUCUAAACAAACCGAAAAACAAGGUCAGGGUGAGCCUCUAAUGGCUUCGUCUGGGGCCACAAAUAGGGAAUUUUUUUUAUUUUCGAAAUCCCUAAUUACUAAGGCAACCAGUUUGCUCAAGAAAAAAUAUGAUCCACAGUUUGAGCCAGAAACCAGUGAAUUUUCAGGUGUAUUUUUUGAAGAUAAAUUUUUCAGGUGUAACUGCUUAGAACCUGUUUGGUCUUCUAGACAUCAUUGUCUUACAUGCCAUAAAACCUUCUUGACUGAAGUGCAACUCAAGGGUCAUAAUAAUGCUAUGUGCAAAUUAGGUCUUGCAGACUCCAAGAAGAGCAAAGGAAAUAGUGCUUUAAAGGGCAAGGGAAUGAUGAAAUCUGAGACUCUGCGAGAGGAACGCACUGGUGAAAUGGACGUCGUUCAAGAAUCAAAAAGUGGUAAUUUUGAGUUCAAUUCAAAAUUGAUUAAAUAUCAAAAUGAUGGUUUAUUAUGCCCAUUUGAUUUUGAAGAGAUCUGCUCCAAGUUUGUGACAAAGAAUUCUAUCGAGGAAUUGGUGCAGGAAAUAGGUCUUUUAGGUUCAAAUGGGGUUCCAUUGUUUGUCCCAUCUGUAUCUCCAUAUCCUAGUGAUCCUACACUGAUGCUAGCUUCCCCUAAAAGAGAUGUAGAUGUUUCAUGUAAAGAGCCCAAGACUGAUGAACAGCUAACUUUUACCCAGCAGGGGAUCAGGGUGACAAUUGAUGCAGGACUUGAUAUUUCUAGUAGUUCUAGAAGAUGUGCUGCAAAUGAACUCGCUGGUGCAUUUAAAUCUGAUAAUCCAGUCUUUGAAUCCAUGGGGCAGAAAGAUGAAAACUCGUCAUUUUUCUGUCGAGCUCCAGCUCCAGAGGUUGGUAACUGCUGUGUCAUUCCUGAGGCUGCACUAAGGCCAUUAGUAGGCAAAGCUUCUCAAUUCUUGAGGGUACUCAAGAUCAAUUUACUGGAUAUGGAUGGUAAAAUUCCUGAAGCAGCUCUGAGGCCGUCAAAAGCACAUUUGGAAAGGAGAUGGGCCUGGCGUGCAUUUGUUAAAUCUGCGGAGACCAUUUAUGAGAUGGUUCAAGCUGUAAUUGUAUUCGAGGACAUGAUUAAGAUGGACUACUUGAGGAAUAUGUGGUGGUACUGGUCCUCACUGACGGCUGCUGCUAAGAUACAUACCUUGUCUUCACUUGCUCUGCGUAUAUACUCUCUAGAUGCAGCGAUUGAUUAUGAAAAGAACUCUUCCAAUUUAGAUGAACCUAAACUUGCCAGCAAAACAGAUCAGAAGGCACGGUCUGUUUCACAUGCAACAGAGAAAUCGAAGCCACGCGGCAAAGUGAAAAGAAAAAGAGCUGAUUAGAGCAAAAUGGGCGUGGAGGGCAAACGGAGGGGAUGGAAGAGAACAGUUGGAAAGCUAUUUCGUUGUGUAUAAUGUAGGAAUCAAAGGCGUGAUGUUCAAACGGAUGCUAAAGUGGGAAGGCAGAUUUUGUUGAUCUAAUUUCAGAGGGAGGACAAUUCGAAUGCAUGCAAUUUUGAACUAUAUACUCUAGUUUUUUGUUUUUGCAGUUUGAAGGAGAGGUGGAUUGGUAAUUUUUUUUUUUUUCAGAGAACUGCUAGAUUUGGAGAAAUGUUGAGAAAAAGAAAAAAAAGAAAAAAAGAAAAAAGAAAAAAAGAAAAUAAUAGUUUAGUCUCUAUAGUUUUUAAUUUUUUUU